Messenger RNA from Lentinula edodes (shiitake mushroom), 4845 nucleotides. RefSeq lists its product as uncharacterized. Lineage: Eukaryota; Fungi; Basidiomycota; Agaricomycetes; Agaricales; Omphalotaceae. The coding region runs from base 1 to 4845 and encodes 1614 amino acids. Gene Ontology annotation, biological process: translation reinitiation; formation of cytoplasmic translation initiation complex. Gene Ontology annotation, cellular component: eukaryotic translation initiation factor 3 complex, eIF3e; multi-eIF complex; eukaryotic translation initiation factor 3 complex, eIF3m. The record is from RefSeq and is a predicted model, not a curated record. Gene Ontology annotation, molecular function: mRNA binding; translation initiation factor activity. The transcript has 13 exons.
AUGGCUCCAUUCUCCAAACCUGAGACCGUGCUAAAACAAGCUGAAGGCCUCGUUUCCGUUGGUCAAACUCAUGCUGCCCUUCAGUCGCUUUCAGAAAUGUUUUCGUCGAAGCGUUUCCGAAGUACCCCGGUCACGGCUUUGGAGCCUAUCUUGAUACGAUUCAUGGAACUUUGCGUGGAAUUAAGGAAGGGAAGGACAGCGAAAGAGGGGCUGAUGCAAUAUAAGAAUCUUGCCCAGAAUACGAAUGUGGGAAGUAUUGAGGUUGUGGUGGGUAGGUUUAUUGAGAUGGCAGAAGGGAAGGUCGUGGAGGCGAAAGAGAAAGCAAGAGAAGUCGCUGCUAAGGAGGUUGAGCUCGGUGGCGGAGCAGCUGGGGACGUUGAUGACCUCGAAGCUCCAUCCACACCGGAAUCCAUAUUACUUUCUUCCGUUUCCUCACCGUCCUCUGCUUCGUCGAUUCACUCGGAUCGCACUUCACGUGCUCUGAUAACACCAUCUCUGAAAUUCCUUUGGGAAUCCUACCGCACAUCCCUCGAAACUCUCAAAAACAAUGCUCGCCUUGAAACGAUAUAUCAAUCCGUGGCUCAAAAAGCAUUCCGUUUCUGUCUUAUUAACAACCGUAAAACCGAAUUUCGUCGUUUAUGCGAGACUCUUCGCCUUCAUUUAGCGAAUGUAGGGAAAUACGCUGCUCAACAGCGCGAGUUACAUGCCGCAGGGGGAGCUGCGACUAGUGCGGGACAUCAUCAGAUCAAUCUAGGGGACCCGGAUACGCUGCAAAGGCAUUUAGAUACGAGGUUCGCACAGUUGAACGCCAGUGUGGAACUGGAGCUCUGGCAGGAGGCUUUUAGAAGCAUUGAGGAUAUACAUAAUCUGCUGACGAUGGCAAAUUCGAUGCCGCAGAUCGUUCAGCCUUUGAAUACCAUUGCUGGCGCCGCUGCGACUACCACUCCUUCCCUUGUCGGCACUACUGCCGCUGGUGCUGGUGGUUCCGUUACUGCCAAUGCAGCUUCCGGUGUUGGCUCCGGGGCUGGAUCGGCACCCGCUUCCUCUUCGUUAACAAUAAAAUCGACAGUGAUGGCCAAUUACUACGAAAAACUCUCUCGCGUGUUCUUGAUGUCUGGCAAUGCCUUAUAUCACGCCGCCGCUUGGGCGAAGUACUAUAAUCUAGUUACGUAUGCUGGUGCGAAGGCCGUUGGGACUGGGGAAAGUAAGGAGGUUUUGGCAGGUAAAGUGAUCGUCAGUGCAUUGGCGGUCCCAGUGGGAAGUGGAGGUUCACCUUCCCAUCACCGUCUCUCCGCCCUUCUGAAUCUUCCUUCUCCUACCUCCGGAUCAGCGACUUCGUCUUCCUCUACCUCGACUUCAUCCACUCAGAACCCGGCUCCAUCCCGAUCUGCACUGCUCUCAUCCGCUCUCUCCCGAGACGUCCUAAAGCUAGCUCCUCCUACGGUUCAAAAACUCUAUCACGCGCUCGAGGUGGAUUUCGACCCGUUGACAUUAUGCGAGAGUGUGGCGCCGUUGUUAGAGGAGUUGGGUGGGGGUGCAUCUACUGUUGCAAGCGCUGAAGAUGCCGAAAACAAAACCGAUGAAGUCAAGGAAGGUGCCACGAAAGAAACGACGCCCUACGCAUCAUAUCUUCCUCUCCUCCAUCAAGCUCUCCUCUCCCGUCUUCUCACACAUCUCUCGGAGGUGUAUUCGUCUAUCAAAAUUUCUUUCCUUAUAGACUUAUUGGCGCCGUUGAACACCCUCAAUUCGACAGAAGGAACCACAGGGACUACAGUAUUUACCCCCGCCUCAAUCGAGAGCUAUAUCAUGUCCUGCGCUCGUCGCGGAGACCUCGAUGUGCGGAUCGAUCAUGCAGAGGGGUCGAUCGUGUUUAUCGAUGAGCCGUUCUCUAUGGCCACAUCGUCCACGGGUACCUCUGCUGAUGCACAAGCCAGUCCUAGUGGUGCAUCUGGUGCUAGUGGUAUAAUUGGAGAAGACGGUGCUACGAUAGACGACGGUUACAAACCUGUCCAACCAAGUGCCACGGCACUUGUCAGGACCAGGCUAAGCAGUGUAGCGGGGUGCCUAUAUCAAUCGUUAAGGGAAUUGGAAGGACAGGGACUUGUUGCGCCUGCACCUUCCCCUCAAUAUUCUGAAGAUUCCACAGAGGAUUCGGCUCAACUUUCUCAAGAAGAACGCAUCAAAUCUCUUCUUACAUCACUGCCAGCAUACCGCAAAACUUUGCUCCUCCAUCAAAGUCUCACCGCACGUCGCCGUCAACUUCAACAAGAGCUCCAUGCCCGAGCGCAGGCGCAAAAUUUGACGAUGCAGGCGGAGGCGCAACGAAGAGCCAAAGAACAAGCUCGUCUCCUCUCGCUCGUUGAAGCCCGCGAUCGUGAAGCCGCAAGGAGAAAAGCCGAGUUAGAGCAGAUUAGAAGGGUGGAGGCUGAGAAGUAUGCCAAAGGUCUCCUUGAAGGUGGUAUGGGUGGUAUCCUGAAAGGUAUGGGUAAAGAGGGGAGAGAGGCUGUCGAGAAACUUACAUCGUCCACUGACCCCAUCGAUACAACGUCCCUCAUCAAAAUGCAAGUCCUCGCGCUCGAACGAGACAAAUCUUUACGUCUUUCCCGGCUCAAGACUAUCUCUAAGCGGAUCGACCACCUCGAGCGUGCUUACCGUGUUUCAGAGAUGCCGUUGCUCAAAGAGGACUACUCUGUCCAGCAAGGAAGGGACCGGGUGGAAUGGGAAGUUAGAGGGAAAGAGAUGAAGGAGGAGGAGAGGAAGAUUUGGGAAGAGGAGAUGGCGACAAAAGCGAGGUUAGCGAGAAUGAGAGAUGAUUGGGAGGAUAGAAAAUCCACCCUCCUCAAACGCAAAGGCGAAGAAUUUGCUCUCCGUCGGGAAAAAGCUCAGCGCAAAAUCGAAUCUGAAAAGUCCAAACGUCUUGCCGAAGUACUUAAACAUCAAACUGAAGUCCGAGCUGCUGCUGAACGUGAGACCGCUCGUCUUCUUGAAAUUGAAGCCGAAGAAAAGGCUGCUCGGGAACGCGACGAGCAAGCUCGCCUUGAGAAGGAGCAAGAGGAAAGGGAACAGAGGGAGAAAGAAGAGGAAGAACAAAGGCAGAAGGAGGAGAGAGAGAGGGAGCAGAGGGAGAAAGAAGAGAAAGAGAAAGAAGAGAGGAGGAAAGAAAGGGAGAAAGAGAGACAGAAGGCGGCGGAGCAGGCGAGACUACAGAGGGAGAGAGAGGAAGAAGCAGAGAAGAGGAGGGCUCAGAGAGCACUAGAAAGGGCACAGGAAAAAGAGCAGGGAUCGCAACGGAAAUCAGUCUUUGGACCCUCUGGUGGUGCUCCUGCUGCUGGAGACGGUGUCAGUCCCGGAGCAGCUCCUGGAGCAGGAGUCUGGCGUCGUCGUGCUGCCGCGGAGACCACUCCUUCCGGUACGCCAGCAAGCUCUGUCCCUGGUACUCCUACCAAAUCAGCAUUUGGUGCACCAAGGGCAUCUGCUGCUGCAGAUAUACCUGCCCGUUCCGAAUCGCCUGCACCUGGUGCUGGGGCUAAAUAUCGUCCUAGUGGAGGUCUUGGUGGAGGUCUCGGCGGAGGUCUCGGUGGAGGAAGGAGUGAUGGAUGGAGAUCUAGACUCGAAGCGAAAGGCAAAGGCGAGGCUCCGCCACCUUCCACGGGUACCGAGGGAGUGUCAAAUGGCCGUGGUGGAGGUAUUGGAUCGAACGUCCCUAGUCGAACCGGUUCCCCUGCUCCUGGUGCUUUUGGUGGUAGAAACGACGCGAAGGGAGGAGAAAAAGGGGAAGCAGAAGAUGGGUUCACGGUUGUCGGUGGGGACAAAAAGAAUGUGUGGAAGUCCAAGAGGGGAGGGUUUGGUUCUUCUUUGGACUUGGAGUCCUGGAAUCCUAUCAAACCAUCACCAAUUUUGGCGUCUGACAGCGAACAGUGGGUAUACCUCAGCCCCGCAGAAAGAUCAAUCAUAUUUCACAGACUUCGAAGCAUAAUGGGAAAGGAAGAGAAAGAUCAAAGUCCAAGAACCGCUUCGACGUCCGAGUCCCAGUCAAAUGAUAAAAGUACUCACUAUGACAGUUCGGAAACUCGAACGAGGGAUCAGGAGACUCUGGAUAAUACUGAGAGGAAUAGUAGACGUGAACCAGGAACAAGCACAUUGCUCCCGGCAUACUUGAGAUACUAUGGUUUCCCAGAAACCAAAACCAUACUUUCGAUGAGGAGUUGGGAGUCUUUGCCGAGUAUGGGCACAUACUCAUCAUACACUCACCCUGCUGGUGCUCCGAUAUUUGAAGUAUCAUGCAAAAUUCAACUGGACGCAGUUUUUUGCCCUUGGUGCCAGGAUUCGGUCAUCCUGUCGGGGGAUCUGAGUUUCAAUGGAUACACUACGAAGCCUUUUUCACAAAUUAUACCUAUAUCAAAGUCUGGAGUCAACAGAUACUAUGAUGAUCGAGAUGCCUAUAAUAGACCGACAGACAGCGCACAGCUUGGAGUCCGUCAACGUCGAAUAUCGAAUCCAUCAGAUAGUGGGCUAGCAGGCAACAUCUCCCUUACGUCUUCAACCUCGUCGGCAACUUCUGAGAAAACACAGGCUUGUGGUCGUCCAAAGUCGAUCUUGAAGAAGGAUAAUCAUGAUAAAGGCGGUUCCAAAAAGAAGGCAGAACUCCUUUCUUUACUUGGCGUAUCGGCCAUUACGGAAACGAUGACGAAAGAAACAUUGUUUACGCUGGAGCCUCCAGAUUUUCGUGUUUUGAUUCUGGCGGCGAAAAAGAAGAAGGCCGGAGAGGCAGUGGUAGAUGCAGGGGCGGAAUGGAUAGACGAUGGGCCGACUCAGACAAUCGGUGGUGGAGAUAUAGCGAUAUAG